This is a messenger RNA of Dovyalis caffra, 1521 nucleotides long. The record is from the annotation of a GenBank genome assembly. NCBI's taxonomy places the organism in Eukaryota, Viridiplantae, Streptophyta, Magnoliopsida, Malpighiales, Salicaceae.
AUGAGACGUUUUAUGAUCAAUAAGCCAAUUCAGGAGCUUGAUUUGAUCUCGGAGUUGCCUGGCCCCAUCAUUCAGCAUAUCAUGUCUUUAAUACCCUACAAAGAAGCUGCACGGAUGAGUGUUUUGUCCAAGAGAUUUGCAUCCGCAUGGAAUUGCUUUCCUAUCAUCAUUUUGGACGAAACCCUAAUUAUGGGAUCAUGCCUUGAGUUGACAGAGAGUAGGUCUGAGCAACCAAAUAAUGGUAUUGAGAAUGCAAUUGCUUAUGCAAUAGAGAAUAAGGUGAAAGAGUUAGAGCUAGAUAUUGUUGGACAAGGUUUAAUUUUUAAGGCGCAUUAUAAUUUGCCGAGGAAAGUAUUAUCUUGCCAAAGUAUUACAGUUUUGAGUUUGAAAGGGUUCGUAUUGGAAUCAUCCCAGAAUUUGACCUUGAAUUUCCCGUUCAUAAAAGAACUGAAACUAGAAAAGUGUACAGUGAUGCAAACACUCAACAUUUCAAGCCAAACACUGAAGAGUGUGGUGAUAGAAUUUUGUCAAGAUCUGGAGAAGAUCAAUAUCAAUGCUUCGAAUCUCGAAUCCUUCUCGCUCAGUGGAGGACCAGAUUCAUCAUCCAGCAUCAAUAUCACUGCUUGCAAAUCCCUCAAAUACUUAUCUUUAAAGAAUGCUCAGAUCACAGAUGAAUGGAUUAAACAUGAAGUUGCUCAAUUUUUUCGACUCGAGGUUUUGAAAGUUGUUGGGUGUAGACUACUGAAAAACUUUCAUGUGUCCGAUACCAAUCUUAAGACAGUAGAUCUAAGAAAUUGUUCACAAUUGCAGAAGAUUGAGAUUUAUGCACGAAGCUUAAACACAUUUGUUUACCAUGGGCACUUGAUGCCCUCAGAAGUCUUCAUUGAUUCUCCAUCUUUCCGUGCUAAGAUCUCAUUGAGUGUAGAUCUUCAGCUUCCUCAUGAUUGGUUCUCAAGAUUGAGAGAUUUUCUUUCAUGCUUCGACCACUGCGAAGAGUUAGAAAUUGCCUGUGAAGUUGGAAAGGCGUUGAUUGUUCCUAUAGAUUUUAGGGUCAAUUCACUUCCUCCAUUAUAUGACCUUAAUUAUCUGAAGUUAGUCGCAAAAUUUCCAACAAAUACGGAGGACCUCCUGGACUUGCUGGAAAGCUUGCUUUGGUUUGCUCCUCAUCUAACAAUAUUAUCUUUUGUUUCGGGCAGAAAAGAAAAAUCUCUUAAGUUUGAAUACGAUCCAGAAAUAGCCAUAGAAGGAGAUCUCGAGUGCUGCUACUCGUUGCCUAUUAAGUGUUGGCAACAUUCUUUAAAGAAAGUUAUAGUGGAGAACUUUGAGGAACGUGAAAAUAUGGUUCUGGAGAAGUUCUUGGCACAAAAGGGAAUAAGGAUGGAAGCAACUUCAAGAGAAGACAAUGCUUGUGCUGAUGCUAAGGCAGGAGGUUCUGAAGAUUCUGGUUCAGUGAUCAUACGGAAUGUCAGUGAUCUAAGGGCCAUUUUCAUGUCUAAUUUUUUUGGUUUUGAUGAUAUAUGA